AUGAUGAUUUGGAAAUUAAAAAUACCAUUACUUAUUUUUGCUAUUUUUUUUAUUAUUAUACAAAUUAAUUAUGGAAAAAAUAAUUAUUUAAAUAAUGAAAAUGAGGAAUACAAUGAUACAUUUACUAGAAAUAUUUUAUAUCCUUUAUCAGCUGCUGCUUUUUCUUCUAAUCCUAAUAAUUGCUUAAAUAAUAUAUUUAAAAAUUAUACGUUAAUAAGACAAGUUACAAAUAAAUGUGAUGUUAUCUCUGAUGAUAGUUGUUCGGGAUUUGUAGUUGUUGAUUAUGAUAAAAAAGCUAUUUUUAUCAUUUUUCGUGGUUCAAUUAAUGAUAAACAAGUGGCACUUGAGGCUAUUGAUACAUUAUUAAAAAAAGAUAAAUUUAUUGGUGGAGGAUAUGUUUCAAGUUAUUAUAACAAUGCAUUUCAAGUCGUUUGGGAUAGUGGUAUAAAAGAUGCUUAUUUAAUGACAAAAAAUAAAUUUCCUACUUUUGAAACAUGGGUAACUGGUCAUUCAUUGGGUGCAGCAAUGGCUUCAAUAGGAGCAACAACAAUAUCAUAUUUAAAGUACACUAAUGUUAACAAUGUUAAAUUACUAACAUUUGGUGAACCAAGAACAGGAGAUAAAGAUUAUGCAAUGGCAGUUGACAAUUUGAUUUCUUAUUCUUAUAGAGUAAUUCAUAGUAAAGAUCCUGUACCACACUUACCAUAUAAAAAUUUACUUGGUUAUGUUCAUCAUAAAAGAGAAGUUUUUUAUGAUAAUAAUAUGGCUCCUGGAAGUAAUUAUUCAAUAUGUUCAGAUGAAGAUGAUAGUGAUAAAUGUAGCAACAAGAACUUUAAUUUUGAUUUUUAUGAUCAUCGUUUAUAUUUUAAUCGUGAUAUUCUUAAAUUUGUAGAAGAAAAUUGUAAAUAUUAA
Molecule: messenger RNA, 912 nt
Organism: Strongyloides ratti
Lineage: Eukaryota; Metazoa; Nematoda; Chromadorea; Rhabditida; Strongyloididae
Product: Lipase, class 3 family-containing protein
Exons: 2
Coding region: 1-912 (303 amino acids)
Biological process (GO): lipid metabolic process
Source: RefSeq, a predicted model, not a curated record